UUUUGCUUGGUUAUUUCACAUAAUGAUAUAUCUGCAAAAACAUAGGGACCUCGAGAUGUGUGAAGAUACAACGUCAACUUAACACUAAGAUAAACAACAGGAGAUGGCUAAUCAAGAAGAUACAACAAUAUGGAAAAAUCUGAAUAUAAACAGGAGAUUUUUACCAAUCAAGCUUUUUUACUUCUUUACUACAGCAGCUAUUGGGGAUCUCCUACCCUUCAUCCCACUCUACAUGAAACAGAUAGGACUCUCCUCUACCCAAACAGGGAUAGUCUAUGGAAUCAUGCCAUUUGUAGGGUUCUUAAUACGACCAAUCAUUGGAAUCAUUGCAGACAAGUUUCAGAAGCACAAAUUAUGCCUAAUUUUAAGUAUCCUGUUCACUGGAGUUUUUUACAUGUUGAUACUUGUCAUUCCUUCAGACACUACCUCCUAUGUAUCUGUUGAGACCAAGAUUUCUUGUAAUGAAUAUGACUCAUACAUCCAUGACUGUUCUCAAAAUAAAUCUGCAGAGUGUCCGUUAGGAUUUGAAAAUCUUCUGCUUAGUGUGAACAAGUCCCGUCACUCAACAAAUUCAUCUCUACAAGUCAGUAUGUAUGGAGGUCAGCCUAACUCCUCAGCUGCAUAUUCCAUCAUUCCAUCUCAAGUAACAGACAAAUCUUAUCCCCGUUUAAGUUGUUCUGUGAUUUGUAAGCCAACCACAGCAUUCCCCGGAGAAGUUUGCUUCACAGACCAAGCAGAACUGGAUCAGUGUCUUGGACAGCAGACCUCACCAGCAAAUCUACAGUUUAUGAUAUAUGAUAUGCUUGGUUCAACAAGGGAAGUAAUUGCUGACAGGCAGCUUGUUGGAAAUAUUGAAUGUCAUGAUUUUGCAAUGAACAACGUGACAGUAGGACAACGGAGAUACUGGAAUAUGUUUUGUCACCAUGAGACAGAAUUUAAUUGCCAUUUAAAAUGUGACCUUGGUAUAACAGAUCAGUGUGUCACCAAAUAUGCUCAUGUCAUGAGAGACAAAUUUGUAUUAUUCCUUGUUAUUUACUUGUUUGCAAACAUCGCCUUUGCACCUGUGUUGAGCAUGGGAGAUGCCAUUGCUUAUGAUAUUUUAGGUGACAGCCAUCGUGGAAAAUGGGGUAAGCAGAGACUAUUUGGAACAGUUGGCUUCAUGCUGUUUGCUUUGUCCUCUACUUUCAUUAUGUAUGAGAUCAGCAGCAGCAAUGAGGAAAUUGAUUUUUCUGUUUCGUUUUACAUCUUUGGUGGACUGUGUGUUCUCUCUAUUUUAUCUGUGUGGAUAAUGCCUGUCUCAGGAAACAUUUCCAGCAAAAACAUGAUGGUACAUAUAUGGGGCGUUAUGAAGCAUCCACAAAUUGUCAUAUUCCUGGGUAUUGUUUUCUUUUUUGGACUUUAUACUGGAGCCAUUGAGACCUUUUUAUUUUGGUAUUUAGAGGAAGAGACUAUUGGAUACUUUCAAGUCAUUCCAGGAUUUUGUCUUGCAAUUGCAUGUCUUGCCGAGACAGUGCUUCUUUUUGUGUCGGGAGCGAUUAUUAAAAGACUAGGUCACCUGAACUGUAUCUACUUGGUGUUUGCAGCCUAUUCCCUAAGAAUGUUGGCUUACUCAUUCCUAGAUAGUGUGUUUGGUGUCUUGCCAGUGGAACUGUUACAUGGAUUUACUUUUGGAAUCAUGUGGGCAACAUCUACAUCUUAUGCCAGCAUCAUUUCACCUCCUGGUAUAUCAGCCACAGUGCAGGGACUUCUGGGAGGAAUCCAUUUUGGAUUUGGAAAAGGAGUAGGGUCAUUGUUGACCGGAUGGCUAUAUAAGGUGGUCGGAAUCCGCUGGGCGUGGAGGAUAUAUGGAAUAUCAUCCUUGGUCCUACUACUUAUCUACUUAAUAGUGAACAAAACUGUAUUCAGAAAGCCACCAACAGAAUUGGCUGAAAACCAGAGGGAGCUGGAUGUGGCACUUCAUAAAGAGCGAAAAAGAGGAAAAGACCAAAACAAAAUAGACAAAUCAGUGAAUACCAGUAAACCUGUGGAGCAACCAGAGAGUGAACCAUUGGUGAGCAGUUCAGGAGAGGAUCCAGCAGGGGUGGAGACCACUGAUAAAGUUUGAGAAAGAGAACAAAAUCAUUUAGACAUAUCCAUUAGUUUAUUUGUUUUGUAUAUGUGAUUACCUACCAUGGAAAUCCCUUAUGAAGAAGACAGAUUUCUGAGAGGUGCUACAACACAGCCAUAUCAAAUUAAGAAAUAUUAUUUAAUCAACUUCAUUAAGACUGGUUCAUGUCUUGUGCAAUUUUACAAUUUCAUACGUAGUUUUGACUCUGGUCCAGGGAUCAUAAAUCAUGUUAAACUUGUUCAAAUCUAAAGAUAGGGCUGAAAUGUUAUAGAAGUUAGACAAUCCAUAUUAGAUAUUAAUAUAAGUUAUAAUAACCCAAGUGCUGUUAAUUUUGACAUCUAACUCUUUCUUCUGAUCCUCGGGUCUAGUCUGUUUAGCUCAUUAAUUAGUGAAAUUCUUAAAAUGAAGUCAAGUCAUUCUUUUAAAGUAAACUGUACCAGUCAAGUAUAAACAUGUACCUCGUAUUCUUUUAAAAAAAGUGUAACAAAAAAGAAAAAAAAAAAAAAUAGGGGCAACCAUUUAACUUUUAUCACAUGAUUCAUUUAAAAGGUAAAUCCUGCUGUUGUUAAUUUUUUUUAUACACAGUUUAGGUAAAUUUUCAAAAAUCUGCAGUACAUUGAGCAAAACAGUGAAAAAUUAAAAUUAAGAUUAAGAUAACUGUUUGUUAUGUAAAAGGAGAAGAGUAAAGACAGUGGAAGGAUUAUCAAUACAUGUUGUAUGUUAAUUAAACUGAAUGUUGUGACACAUUAUUCAUACACUCAUUGUACAUGUACAUUUUAACAUGACAACAUUUUUAAUUUAUUUUGUGCUAACACAUGGAAUAGUUGGAAGACAAUGCCUAUACAAGCCUUUUAUAAUUAGGAUACAAAGUCGAAAAAUCAGGAAAGUUCACCAUUACAUGAAUAUGUAAACAUACAAUAUAUGUCUCAUUAAGAUUAGACCUUAAUGUAACUGUAUAGUAUUACCUGGUACCUAGUAGAUUUGUAUUGUAUUUAUGCAAUAGAAUUCUUUAUACCAACAUCAAGUUGAAUGUUAAAAAGACAUUGGCCCAAAAUUAGAGGACAUUUGCUUUUUUUUUUUUCAAAUG
Molecule: messenger RNA, 3194 nt
Organism: Saccostrea echinata
Lineage: Eukaryota; Metazoa; Mollusca; Bivalvia; Ostreida; Ostreidae
Product: major facilitator superfamily domain-containing protein 6-like
Exons: 5
Coding region: 104-2104 (666 amino acids)
Cellular component (GO): membrane
Molecular function (GO): transmembrane transporter activity
Source: RefSeq, a predicted model, not a curated record